Molecule: messenger RNA, 1429 nt
Organism: Rhododendron vialii
Lineage: Eukaryota; Viridiplantae; Streptophyta; Magnoliopsida; Ericales; Ericaceae
Exons: 1
Coding region: 328-1155 (275 amino acids)
Source: RefSeq, a predicted model, not a curated record
AAUUGACCUCCCAUUCGCACCCAUUUCCGCCAUUCGCAACUCCCCUCUCAAAGUCUGUACUACCCUUUACCCUCUCAGCCUCGCCGGAAAACACCAAAUUCAAACAAAAUCCAAUUCCCAAUUCACUAACCACACAAUUGGAUCUACAUUAGUCGCAUUACACACCCAAAUGGGUUGCUCUCCGAGUUCUCCUACGGUCGCAAACAAGUUUUCUCUAUAAUUAUUAUUCUUAUUUCUCUAUCUAUCUUUCUCCGCUAUUACACAAGAAUCUGUCUCGAAACCCAAACUGGACAGGUAGCCUAGUAGUUAGUUGCAUUACACACCCAAAUGGGUUGCUGUCCAAGUUCCCCCUACAAAGCUGAUGCUGCUGCUGAUUCCACCCACGAACACCGCCACUCGUCGGCAGCCAGACCUGACCCGUCCAGCCGUUCCAGGACUGCGGCGGCGGUUGCACCACCCGAAGAGGAGACCGUCAAGGAAGUACUCUCCGAGACUCCCAUUGCCAAGAUUAGCGAAAAGGACGACAAACAGAGAGUGCUUAAGCCAUUGCAAAAGCAGGACCACCCCAAGAAAAAUAUCAACAAGAAAACGCCAUCGUUUAGGACAGAGGAGGCUUCUGAAGUCUCCGACAUCCGUAGCCUGAGCGAGCUCAGCGUCUCCACGGUGGCGGACAAGAGGGACGACGACGGCGUCGCCGGCGGCGAGGAGGCCCGGCAGAGGGUGGCCGGCAGAUCUCCGGCCAAAUUCCGCAACCGUGAGAGGCGGGACAGGACGGCGGCGGGGGGCAAGUCUCCGACGAGGAGAUCCGACCCGUCUCCGGGUCGGGUCAGAUCCCUGUCCGGGAGGGAGAGGGCGGGGCCGGCCGACGGGAAGAGGCGGGAUUCGGGUGAGAGUUCGAGCCGGAGGUCAAUGUCGCCGGCAACGCGCGCGACGGAGAUGGGGUGCGGGAGGCCAGGCAUGGGUCGGACCUCGUCGGCGAGGAGGACGGGGAAGAGCCCGGGUCGGGUGCCCGGGAAGACGCACCCGACCCAGAAGUUUGAAGGGAAUGAGGAGGGGGAAGUUCCAGGUGAUAGUAACAAGUGGCAGCAGCCACCGACGACGGAUGAGUCGCUGGAAAACCCACUUGUGUCCCUGGAAUGUUUCAUCUUUCUGUAAGGAAAUUGUGGUAGAGAAUGUAAUUUAGGUUGUUGUUUGAGGUCAUUUUCGGGAUGACACGGUUGACUACAUUUUAUUGGUAUUUACGAAUGCUGCCGAGUGGCCAAUUCAGCUGUUCAUUUCGGCAUGGAUAACUCGGAUCAAAUCUGAACGGUUCAUUGCUCGAUUAAGAUAUGAACUGUCAUCUUUCUGCAAGGAGAUUAUGGUAGAAGCUGUAAUUUAGAGUGAUAGGAGGUUAUUUUCGGAAUGAGAUGGUUGACUUAUUUUUACUGUU